AACUCGAUCGCAGUCGAGUGAAAGAUUUCGUUGCGUGCGGAAGCAAGUAACCUGUUCUCUGCUUGCGGGCUCUUUUUUAUUAUUUUCUUUGGAGGAGCGUUGUGUUGUUUUUUGUUGGAUUCUGAAGCCGUUUCGUUCUGAGGGGUUUUUUGGUUUCCCUGGAAUAAUUAACUGCAUCUUCACAACCUGGAUAGCUAACGAACGUCACCAGUUCCGGAAAUACAUGUGGCAUAUUCGGAUUUGAAUAUCCCCCACAUCAACGAGUGAGUGAAUGAGCAAAAACCAGAAACAAAGUGAGGCAACAAAAUUCUUAUACAUUUAGCUGGAGAUCAAGUUGAUUAAUCCUGAACAACCACGCGUUGUCGCCGUCUGUCGGCCAACAACAGCAGCAACAAUAAUACACGGCUUGCAGGCCGCAAAACUGAAAGUGAAACGUCUACGCAACCUUUAGGCUCUUAGGAAGCCAGUAGUGGUCGUCGGGAAGUGGUGUGAGUGAACCGAAGCUCGCCUUAAACCGGUACCAGGUGGAGUUUGUUUCUUUCGUUUCGGUACUGUGGCGGCAUUCUAAGUGCACCCGGGCUGUUGUGUCUUGACGAGGCUUUUGUGGUCAGUGUCAGACGGUUAAGACUCCGUGUGCUGCUAUUUGCAACAGUUCGCGAUCUUGUUGUGUCCGGUAAAAAGUUUACCGUUUAAAAACGCGCGUCUAUUUGGCCCCAACAGCGGCAAGUACGAAACUGCAACCCCCCCACAGGCGGCAGGAGAGAGGACUGAGGAGAAAUAAAUUUGCGCCCAAGAUUACCACGUUCCCAAUCGGAUGUCUUCCCUACCGUAUCAACGCUGGUGAAUUGAAUUAACUGAUAAGAUUCAAAGUGUUGGUCGCCGAGUAGUGUUUGAAGUUCGUCAUGGACGAGUCUACGUCGUCCAGUAAUGACCAUUCGGCAGGAGGGGAUGGUUACGCGUACAAAAAUGAGAUAUCGCUUUCGAUUGGUGAAGAAGAUCACAAUUCUGGAACGAACAGUACGGCGAUCCCGACGCCAUCGCCACGACACGUUGAAGUGCCAGUACCUAUGGACGAUAGCGAAUACGCUUCGCUGAAGGAUAGCAAACAGAACGGUAACGGUAUGAGUGGACUGGAUAAUCCAGCAUUUGAGCCAGAAAAGGAGAAACGACCACUUAGUUCAUUUGGGCAUUCAGGGGAGAAGUCACUAGGAGCUACCUCGGUCAACGGCAAAGCUAAUGGAGAGAAGCCGUUGGCAGAAGCAGUUAACUUGGAGCUGUUGAACAUGUCCAAGCCAGCGAAUGGUCAUCAAAAUGGAUCUAGUGCACUUCCAGUCAAGAAGGAUACCGAGGUGGACAUUGGAGAUCCAUACGAUGAGUAUUUCGUACCGGUUAAUGAACAUCGGAAGUUUAUGAGCGUAUCGUUCCAAAAACCGCGUCGGCACGCGUACAGCCAUCAUGAUCGGGGUGUAGACUACACCGGUCACUCCGUCAAUGAACCGGUACACGGAACCGUGGACUAUAAACAAUGGACCAAGAUCACGAGAGGCGAGAAGCUAUACGUCACCAAGGACAAGCGAGAGAAGAAAAAGAAGAACUGGCUCUGCUGGGUGCUGGGCCUGGCCGUUUUACUAGCAGUGAUCAUCAUAGCCAUCCUGGCCGGCUCAGGUAAAAUCUUCAACGAGAAUCCUACCCCAGUGGAAUCGCGACAGUUCGCUAAAGAUAACCAGAUAGCCACGGCUGGAGUCUUCGGGUCGGGAUCUAAGGACAACUCCAUACCGCGACCACAGAACAAGACAACUUCGACGGAGUAUCCUUCUACGAUGUCCCCUCCGGGCUCCACGGUUCCACCGGUUCCGCCAACUACCGAGGAGAACAUCGUUUACGUGCCGAACACUUUGGAAGGACAGAUUACGCUUACGAACUUGGAAUUCCUGGACGACUAUCGGGAUCCGAAUAGUUCAGCGUACAAAGUGUUGGCAGCCGAACUGGAAGAGGAAAUUCGAGACAGCUUGGAUGUUCCUGGAUCACGCGAUGAGAUCUUUGUGAAGAUCAUGAGUUUGAAACCUGGAUCUGUAGUUGUGGAUUAUCGCGUGAGCUGGGCUAAUUCAAGCUCAUUGAACGUCGAAAGCAUGAAGGAUCGGCUGACGAAUUAUUUGGACGACAACCAAAAUUAUCUGGCGACCUACAUCGUUCCGGUGAACACCAUUCGAGUAGCAAGACUUCCCGACCUCUGCUACACCGGCCCAGCUGAGAUGGGAUGUGAACAUGCCUGUGAAUUCAAUGCCCGUAUCGGUGAUUUUGUUUGCGUUUGCCCUACGGGAAUGCUGCUGAACAAUGAUGAUGGUAAAUCGUGUUACAGACCGGUCCCAGCGCCACAACCUGAACCAACCGCUGAACCUGAACCAGCGAGCGAACCUGAAGCAGCGAGUGAACCGGAGCCAGCCAGCGAACCUGCGUCAGAGCCAGAGCCCGCAGGAGAGCCUGAACCUGCAGGAGAGCCAGAACCGGCAGGAGAACCAUCAAGUGAGCCUGAACCUUCCAGCUCACUCGAACCUGCUAGUGAACCUGAACCUUCAAGUUCUGCAGAGCCGGAACCAUCCAGUGAGCCAGAACCCGCUAGUGAACCAGAGCCAGCUGGUGAACCCGAACCAACUAGCAAACCUGAGCCUACUAGUGAACCGGAACCAGCUAGUGAGCCAGAACCUGCAAGCGAACCUGCUAGCGAGCCCGAGCCUGCCAGUGAACCGGAGCCUGCUAGCGAACCGGAACCAACUGGUGAACCCGAGCCUUCCAGUGCUUUCCAAUCGGAAUCUACAAAAGAACAUACAACUACAGCGCUUCCCUCUGGCAAACUAAUUCAUGAACCAACUCCUUCAAGCGAACCUGAACCAUCGAGCGAGCCUGAGCCCACUAGUGAACCCGAGCCUGCUAGUGAGCCGGAACCAACAAGCGAACCUGAGCCAGCCAGUGAACCUGAGCCAGCUAGCGAGCCUGAAGCUACCUCAACAGAACAUUCUUCUUCUGAUCAUUCUGGUAAGCUUCAACUCGCUGCCGCUGCCUCAACAACUCAAAAGACCAUACCGGAGCCGACUAGUGAACCGGAACCAAGAAGUGAACCCGAACCCACUAGUGAACCGGAACCAAGCAGUGAGCCCGAGCCUACUAGCGAACCGGAGCCAUCCAGCGAACCUGAGCCAUCCAGUGAAUCCAAUCCAAAGAGCGAAGUAGAAGAAAUUAAGGCCACUACUCUGACCCCAGGCAGCACCGCUGAACCCUCUGCAGAACCUGAACCGUCGAGCGACUCUGAACACCACUCGUCAACCGUAUCGAGCUUAGGCAAGCUACAAUCAUCCACUGAACACUCCACCCAUCCAACCGAAGAGCACACCAUGCCGGAUUUCAUGAUCGCUGACUUGGACUCCACCAAACAUUCAACCAGUACUGAAACGAUCUCCUCAACUUCCCCACACUCCACCGCAGGAGAAACACCGGCUCCGGUGACAGAAACCAUCGAUGAUGACGUCCCUCAACCAACCGUCGGUGCCUACCUAGUUGCCGCCAAAACUACUCCCGCAACGGAACCGAUGAACGUGUUCGACGCUCGUUCACUGGAACACAACGCAUCGACCACGACUGCCGAAAACUCCGUUUACGCCACAUCCAGCCCGAUUUCCCUCGAACAAUGGCGUACAUCAACGAGCUUUUCCACUACAACUGAAGCGCUUAAGGAGCACGAUGAAGAUAUGUCACCUUUCCUGCCGAACAUCGAAUCAUCCAGUGCAAAGACCCGUGGUUCGUACGCUGUGACGGAAACAAUCCUGGAAACCGAAACAACACCGACACUGCUGACUCAUGCCGAUCAGUCUCCGUUCCUACCGGAAAUCGAUCAGAACGCUAGCUUAGUGAAGCUUCUACACGAGGGUUUGGAUCGACAGGUUGAUGGCUUUGAUAACGACUCGCAGCAGCAGUAUCUGGAAGUGUUGCCGUUGUCAAAGGAGAGCGACCGUAAUGAAUACAAAAAGCAGUUGGAUACUGUAACGAAGACUGUAUUUGUAGCGACGACUAUUCGCACAUACGGUCCAACAACGGAUUCACUGGAAGAUUUGAUUACGGCAGCUAGUUCAAGAAACAUCGUUGAACAGACAACUAAUGGUGGCGCUGAGGAAGACAUGAUGACGACGAGCACCGAGAAAGACGUGGAAGAGACCACACUGGGAAAAAUUGGCGCUUUUGGAACUACAACCGAGAGGGAAAGUGCUCGGCUCACGGAAACUACGGAACAGGUAGAAGAGAGACCGACGACCACUAUGGAGAACGAAACAAGAAACUCAUCGCCAAAAGCCGAGGUAGAAGAUAUCAGCACGACUGAAAAAGAAGCAGAUAAAGCGACAACUGUGAUGAUGGAUGAGUCGAAAGAUGAUUCCCCGAAAGGUGAUGUAGAAUUAGUGGCGACUAAUGAUACUGCGGAAAAGUUGACAGUAACGGAAGCUGAGCAACCGACUACAGAAAAGCAAGCAAUGGAAGCCACUGUAGGCGACGAAAAGCUAGAACUAGUAGAAGAACGUGUGACAGCAUCCAAUGAUGAAUCCGAUGAGGUGACCGAACGUUCAAAAGAAGACACGACAGAAAAGCAAGAAAAAGCUCCAGCGGAAUCUACAAGCCUAAAAGACGUCGAGGAAACGACUGUGCACACCGUGAUGAAUGCUUCCUCUACAACUACAGAACCUAGUUCAAACGCGAAACUGAUGGAGGAAUCUACCAUGGAAGUGAAGGAACCUCCAACAACGACCACGUCGACGAGCACAUCCACACCAACCACUACGGAAGUAGAAACAACCCCAGCAGCUACAACCAGUACAGAAGCAGCAACCACGUCAGAAGCAGCUUCCACGACAAUUGCAGCCACGUCCACCACUGAAACCAUUACCAGUACAACUGCUCAAUCAAGCACCGAUAAAAGCAAAGCGGAUUUCUUGGAACGGACACUACUAGAUUUGGAACAGGACAACGACAUUUCCGAGAAUGAUUUGAAGGUUCUUCCCUUGGAUAGAAAAGCGGACAAACUAGAAGAAUCGCCACCACCUCCGGAUCCGUUAGGCUCCACUCAGAAAACAACCGUCGACCAGGAGUCCACCUUUGAAACGACUACCGGUCAUUUUUUAGGAGAAACGACGUUUCAUUUGAUUAGAUCAGAACGAUCGAAUGAAACGUCGGUAAUUAAGACGAGAAAUUCUGACGAUGACGACUUCAGCGAAUUGGUGGCUAGCGCCAGCGGAAUGUUUACGAAGUGUGCGGUAGGACAGUUUGAGUGUGUGAACGGUACGUCGAUCAAGGACGGCAGCUCGUGUAUUCAGAAAUCGGAACGGUGCGACUCGGUGUCACACUGUUCGGACAAUUCCGAUGAACAAGACUGCGAGCGAUUGGGAUGUCCGGGACAUUUCCAGUGUAACGAUGGUUUCUGCUUAGCUAGGCAGCAUGUGUGCGAUGGAAUUACGCACUGCAAUGAUGGUAGCGAUGAGGUUGAGUGUGAUCAGUGGCAAUGUAACUUUGAUGAAAUAUCUUGUGAUCCGAGUGGACGCAAAGGGCCAUGUCUGCCUGCGCAGUGGAAAUGCGAUGGACUGGAACAAUGUGCAAAUGGGUUCGAUGAGAGCGACUGCCCGGAUACGUGUACAAACGAUCAGUACUUCUGCAAUGGACAGCGUAAGUGUAUUCCGGAGUCGUGGCGAUGUGACGGUAAGUCAGAUUGCACCAACGACGAAGACGAACGACUAUGCGACUGUCCCGUGGAUAACUUCCGGUGUAACACCGGUGGAUGCGUCCCAAGUGCCUAUGUAUGUGACGGGCAACCACAGUGUCCGGAUCUGUCGGAUGAGUGGGGAUGUUUCACGUUGGAAGAAAGCGAGCUGAAAGUUCGCGUGGGAUCGGAGAAACUGAAUCCAGUUUGCGCAGACAGCUGGACCAAGGAGUUAUCGGAUGCCGUUUGUGCGGAGUUGGGCUAUUUGCAAGCUAAGUCAUUUUCGAUCUCGAACGUAACGGGUGGCGAUGCGUUCUACCGAUUUGUGGGUGUUAACAGUACCAAUCUGCUGGGAAGCUUGGCAUUGAUCACCAGUUGUUCCGACGGCUUGGUGAACAUCGAUUGCGAACUGUAUCGUUGCGGUAGUGAUAGAAUUACGCCUACCUCGGAACAACGGAUCGCUGGUGGACUUCACACGGACUCAAACCAGCUUCCUAGUCUAGCCUUAGUCUACAGCAAUAACGCAGCCAUCAAGUGUACUGCUAAUAUAAUAUCUCCUCGAUGGGCACUUGCAAGUUACUCCUGUAUUAUGGGUAAAACUGAAUUCAUCGACAACCGAAAUAUUGCGGAACUGAAUUGGAUGCUGUUCGCGGGAACCUCUCAGUUCAACUACAGCAUGAUCAAAGGAAGCAGUGGCAACAGUUCAUACCAGAUUGUUGAAAUCCAGAGGAUCGUACCUUAUCCUCAGGCCAAAUACAAACAAUUCCUCUACUCCGGAGAUGUCGUACUUCUGCAGCUGGCUAAGCCGCUGCAGUUGAACGAACAGGUGGGUAGUGCCUGUCUGGCACAGGACGCUGAAAUCGACUCGGAUCAGCUGUGCCUGACCGCUGGUUGGGGUGCGGAUCCGUCGGCCAUAACCAGUACCGAACAGUACCUCAAGUAUCUACCAGUGCCAACAAUACCGGCGGACAAAUGCAACUCCAGUGUGCACUACAACGGUUCCCUUACGGACGAUGCCAUCUGUGCGGGCUACCUCAGCAGUAGCAAAGCGACUUGCUAUAACGACGAAGGAGCUCCAUUGAUGUGCCACGCCGAAAGCACCGGUCAGUGGCUACUGGAGGGCAUUCUCAGUUACCAUGGGAACUGUGGCAAACGGCCACAUCCAGCUAUCUACAACUCGAUUACCUCAGGAAUCUCGAGCUGGAUUCGCAACACAGUUGGCAAUGAUCUGAUGUUCAUGAGCAGAAGAAGCGGUCUCGGCAGUGGUAGCCGAAUCAACGGUACUGAGCCAAGCAGCACACAGCCAACUACUCGGUAGGCGUUCCGAGUUUGACAGUUACACUUGGCUGCGUGCGUGCUUGAUUGAAUGUAAAUAUUGCGUGUAAUAUAGUUCGAACCGAAUGAGAAUGAUAGUUUAUGUGGCAGAAUCAUCGCCGAAUGACGGGAUGAGUUUUGAAAAAUAAUGUAUUUAUAGAUAGAGUGUAGUAUGUAGAACACUGAGAGAUAGAAGAGAAAUUCUGCUAUUUCCUCUCCGUUAUCAAUUAAUAAGAAAACCCGUCUGAUGAAGAAGAAAAUAACCUAGUCACAAAAGCCGAUUGUUUUGUGCCAAUACCUUAAAAUGGAAGUGAGUAAUCUCUGCUUUUCAUGAAAUGAAAACCGCAAUCAGAGCUAAGAAAAGUCCCGCAGUACACGGUUUCUCCGUUAUAUGAAUAAUAACAAACGAUGAUUUUUCAAAAUUCUUAAUUGUUACCAUUAGCUAUUGGACCCGAUUAUGUCUAAUGUUUCCAAAUCGAUCUAUUCAGAUGUUGGAUCAUAAAUAAAAAUUUGGAAUAAAGAACUUUUCUCAUUUGCUAAGAGUUGAUUACAAAAUGAGAAGGAUCGUUACGGAUACAUGAGAUGGAUACCUAAAACGUUAAUCUUAUUUUGCGGGACAAAACCUUUGUAAUCCCAAUUGAUGAAACCUGUCCAAUUAGACACUAAAGUCUCAUGUUUGUGUUGUAUUUUCUAUAUGUUGCUUGGUUUGCGUGUAAAUAUGAUCUUUAUGCUAAAAACGAUAAACCUAAAUGGAUUGCUAAUGAAGGUAGCUGUCAGGAAAAAAAUACAAUUCGCAAUAUAUGUAAAGCAUAAUCAAAAGGAGCGCAGAAUCCGAAUGUAAUUAGUUUUUAACGUGAACAAGUGUAUGUAGAUUUUUUUUAAUUGCAACUCGCUACCCCCUAGGAAAGUAGAAACAUUUUCUAAUUGAACCAUUUAAUCCGUCUCUUAUCAUACCAAUUAUCAGCACUCUGUAAUAUUUGCCACCCGAUAAAUGUACUGUUUUGUGUUUUCUUUCUCUUGUAUACGAUCAAUACUCAAUUACAUGUCAGUAAAACGAAAGCUGUGCUGAAGUUGAACAGUCAUGGUAAAACGAGAGCCUGACAUCUAGUUUUGGUUUAUCAGUGAUUGAGGAUCAGUAAAAAGCAGAUCGAUAUUUUAA
This is a messenger RNA of Aedes aegypti (yellow fever mosquito), 8207 nucleotides long. RefSeq lists its product as uncharacterized. The record is from RefSeq and is a predicted model, not a curated record. The transcript has 12 exons. Gene Ontology annotation, molecular function: protein binding; serine-type endopeptidase activity. The coding region runs from base 903 to 7052 and encodes 2049 amino acids. Gene Ontology annotation, cellular component: plasma membrane. NCBI's taxonomy places the organism in Eukaryota, Metazoa, Arthropoda, Insecta, Diptera, Culicidae. Gene Ontology annotation, biological process: proteolysis.